AUGAAUAAAACUACCACAACUGCAAAUAUGCACGCCAUUCAAAAUGCGCUCGCAAACUACGACACUUCGUUCCUUUCCGACGACGAAGAAGAUUACUGCCCGCUAUGCAUCGAGCCCAUGGAUAUUACGGACAAAAACUUCAAACCGUGUCAUUGUGGCUACCAAAUAUGUCAGUUCUGCUACAACAACAUUCGCCAGAACCCAGAACUGAACGGGAGAUGUCCCGCUUGUCGUCGGAAGUACGACGACGAAAGCGUGGAAUAUGUCGUCUUGACACCAGAAGAAAUGAAGCUGGAACAGGCCAAACAGGCGCGCAAGGAGAAAGACCGCAAACUGCGCGAUAAGGAACGCAAAGAGCACGAGUUUGCAAACCGCAAGCAUCUGGCUGGAAUGCGGGUCAUCCAGAAAAAUCUGGUGUAUGUGGUGGGCCUAAACCCACCUGUUGCAUACGAAGAUGUAGCACCUUUGCUGAGAACCGACCGGUAUUUUGGUCAGUACGGUAAAAUCAACAAAAUCGUUGUCAACAAGAAGACCUCUCAUAACGAACACCAUAGCGGCCCUGCAGGAUACCAUCACGGUAAUCACCACACCGGCUACGGCAUCUAUGUCACGUUUGCCCGAAAGGACGACGCUGCACGCUGUAUAGCCGCUGUGGAUGGUACCUAUAUGGAUGGACGAAUCGUGAAAGCCGCCUAUGGUACCACGAAAUACUGCUCUUCAUAUUUGAGGGGCCAGAGUUGUCCAAAUCCAAACUGCAUGUUUUUGCACGAGCCUGGUGAAGAAGCAGAUUCUUUCAACAGACGCGAACUCACUAACAAGCAGAACAGUGAACACGUUAUGCCGUUCAAAUUAGCCGGCCCAAGCGGCAGCGUAUCGGCACACCUCCCACCAAAAUCCGCUACUGCGGUGGCUUCUGCUUCGCCUGUGCCGUCCCCAUUACCUACCAGAGCUCAGCUACACCAUAAUGAAGACGAGAGCAACCUUUCAUCUUCGUCUUCUACGCCCGGUGGCCAAACACCCGUUCUAACGCCGGCUCCGGUUCCAAGUGGUUCGAAUCCUUGGGGAGUCAACACUGCGACACCAUCACUUUUCCCUACUGCGUCAAGUAAACUGGCAAGCUCUUCGGCGUUCCCUACUCUCGGAGAGGCCACUUUGGCGCAAUCUAUGGCUGCAUUGUCCAACAACCAGCCGAACAGCAGUAACAGCGCAAACCAGGGCGGGAAGAACAACAAGAAAAACGCUAACAACAACGACAGAAAAUACGUGGAUCCUUUUGACCCGCUAUCCAGCGCUGUGAGAUUCAUUGACGAAACGCUCAAGAUGUUGUCUUCCUACAAGAAUUGCGAGUUCCAACUUAGAUCCGACGUUAUUGACGACGCUACAUACCAACGCUACCCUUCACUUUUCUCAUUUGAAAACAUACCAGUAUCAGAGACUUCCGAUAAUGCUUUGGGUCGCAAAUUGGUAGACAUGCUUGCUAUCAAACCUGUAGACCAGCCAGCAUCGGUAUUGCCAUAUCUGCAGGGCACUUCCCCAGCAAACCCCGCAGUUUUCCAACUACAACAGCAACAACAGCAACAACAGAUGCUUCUGGUAAAACAACAGCAACAGCAACUUCAGCAACUACAACAACAACAACAGCAGCAGCAACAACAAAAUCAGCAACAACAGCAGAUGUCCCAAAUGAAGGUCCAACAGCCUACUCCUCCGGGCAUGACUCCUCAAUUAUUGCAUACACAGCUACAACAGCAAAGGGCCGUCAACACUCCACCACCACCUGGAAUCUUCUCACCAACUAAUCCUCCUGCUGGGCCCAACCAGGUCCCAGUUUCAGGCAGUAAUUCCUCUGAUCUGUUGAACCAACUCAUUAAUGGGAAGCGCAUCUCAACAAACUGA
Lachancea sp. 'fantastica' is the source of this 1896-nucleotide messenger RNA. The record is from the annotation of a GenBank genome assembly. Lineage: Eukaryota; Fungi; Ascomycota; Saccharomycetes; Saccharomycetales; Saccharomycetaceae.